UAGAUAGAAGAGAUCUAGAUCUAUCACUUAUCAGUUCAGCCGGUAUUCUCCAUCAUAAUUAACUUUAAAACUUAAUCUUAAAACUACUUUAAAGUAGUUUUGCAUAUCAACAUUUAGAAAAAACUAAAUACAAUGUUACAACCACUUAUUCACAUCCUGAAUUCACAAAGAAAUAUUUUAGCUAGUGGAUCACCGAGAAGAAAACAAAUACUAUUGGAAAAUGUGGGACUUAAAUUUGAAGUCAUAGCAUCUACAUUUGAGGAGAAUUUAGACAAAUCUAAAUACACACCCCAAGAAUAUGUGUUAGAAAAUGCCAAACUUAAAACACUUGAAGUGGCAGAGCGACUAGGAACAAACGAGCCAUUGCCUGAUUUGAUUAUUGGUUGUGAUACAGUAGUUUACCAAGACAACCAAAUCAUAGAGAAGCCCAGGGAUAAAGAUGAUGCUUUCAGGAUAUUGAGCCAAUUAAGUGGUAAAACUCAUUCAGUGUAUUCAGGUCUGACUUUGUUUUUUCCAGAACAUUCUGCAGUUCUCAAGUCAGGGACACCAGUUCUAAACUCCAAAUACCGCUACACAGGUUUUGUGGAAAAAACUGAUGUUUAUUUUGCACAACUAAGUAAAGAAGUCAUAGAAGGUUAUAUAGCUACUGGGGAACCCAUGGAUAAGGCUGGUGGUUAUGGCAUACAAGCCCUUGGUGGGACAUUUGUGGAGAAAAUUCAUGGAGACAACUUCAAUGUUAUGGGCUUCCCCUUGCCACGUUUUGCUAAAGAAUUGUCAAAUAUUUAUUUAUUAAAGUAACUCUGUCAAAGUACACAUUAUUAGCUAUUGUUCUUAAAUCUGGAAAUUUUAA
Molecule: messenger RNA, 850 nt
Organism: Physella acuta
Lineage: Eukaryota; Metazoa; Mollusca; Gastropoda; Physidae
Product: putative bifunctional dTTP/UTP pyrophosphatase/methyltransferase protein
Molecular function (GO): nucleoside triphosphate diphosphatase activity
Source: RefSeq, a predicted model, not a curated record